AUGUUCGCAUUCCUUCGCGGUUCGUUUCCACCGCGCACCAACAAUGCGGCCAACAAUCCCAUCAUCUAUGAAAACGGGAAGUCCUCAGUCAAGUUCCACGCUCCAGAGUCUCAGUUCAUCAUGACACAUACCAUUCCUCCAAGCGGAGGUGAGAACGGCGUGUCCAUCAUCACGCCUCCAUUUCACUAUCACAUCUACCAAGACGAGUACUUUGGACUACAAAAGGGCACAGCCGUCCUCUUCAAGGGCAUCGACCCCAAGCCUUUCGCGACACUCACCGAGGAUGGUCAGAGAAAGGCCACCGUCCCCGCCGGCAACUACCAUCGAUUUGAGAACGGCUCCGAGACGGAAGACCUAGUCAUUGACAUCCAUCUGACACCGGAAUCGUACGAGAACGAGCAGAAGUUCUUCCGCAACUUCUUCGGCUACCUGGACGACUGCAAGUCUACAAAGGCGAGCCCCAGCUUUUUCCAGCUCAUGGUCUUCCUACACAGUGCCGAUACGCCGUUGGCACUACCCCUUCCCAAUGAGUGGCUUGGACGUGUUGUCAGCCGGGCGUUCUUGAUUGUGGUGGCCGCCUGGGGAAGGUGGAUCUUGGGUUACAAGCAGACUUACCCCGAGUAUUAUGAAGAGGGCAAAUCCAAGUAG
This is a messenger RNA of Exophiala spinifera, 648 nucleotides long. RefSeq lists its product as uncharacterized. The coding region runs from base 1 to 648 and encodes 215 amino acids. The record is from RefSeq and is a predicted model, not a curated record. NCBI's taxonomy places the organism in Eukaryota, Fungi, Ascomycota, Eurotiomycetes, Chaetothyriales, Herpotrichiellaceae. The transcript has a single exon.